Aspergillus uvarum CBS 121591 is the source of this 975-nucleotide messenger RNA. RefSeq names its product Aldo/keto reductase. The transcript is spliced from 2 exons. Gene Ontology annotation, molecular function: aldose reductase (NADPH) activity. Bases 1 to 975 code for a protein of 324 amino acids. The record is from RefSeq and is a predicted model, not a curated record. NCBI's taxonomy places the organism in Eukaryota, Fungi, Ascomycota, Eurotiomycetes, Eurotiales, Aspergillaceae. Gene Ontology annotation, cellular component: cytosol.
AUGUCCCUCCCCACGCACUUCACCCUGAACACGGGCGCCCAGAUCCCCGCCGUGGGCUUCGGCACCUGGCAAGCCAAGCCCCUCGAAGUCGAGCACGCCGUCGAGGUCGCCCUGCGCGAGGGAUACCGACACAUCGACUGCGCGGCCAUCUACCGCAACGAGACGGAAGUGGGUGCCGGCAUGCGCAAGGCCGGCGUGCCGCGCGAGGAGAUCUUUCUGACCGGCAAACUGUGGAACACCAAGCACGCGCCCGAAGACGUCGAGCCCGCGCUCGACAAGACCCUGCACGAUCUGGGCGUCGAGUAUCUGGACUUGUAUCUGAUGCAUUGGCCUGUGGCCUUCAAACCUAGCGACAAAUGGUUCCCCCUCGACCCAUCCGGGGUCUUCGAGCUCGCCCCCGGCACCGACCCGAUAGCCACCUACAAGGCGAUGGAGAAGCUCCUCGCGACCGGGAAGGUCCGGGCGAUCGGCGUGUCGAACUUCACGGCCGCCCGGCUCGACGACCUCCUGGCGAAGGUAGACGUGGUCCCGGCGGUGAACCAAAUCGAGGCGCACCCGUACCUCCAGCAGCCCGAGCUGCUGCAGUACUGCCAGCGCAAAGGCAUCCUGGUCGAGGCGUACUCGCCGCUGGGCAAUAACCAGAGCGGCGAGCCGCGCGCCGUCGACGAUGCGGUCGUGCAGGCGGUUGCGGAGGAGGUGGGGUUGGAUGCGGGCCCGGUGCUGCUGAGCUGGGGCGUGCAGCGCGGGACGGUCGUGUUGUCGAAGAGCGUGACGCCGGCGCGGAUUCGGGCGAAUCUGCAGGUCAGAAAGUUGGAGGAAGGGGUGAUGCGGCGGUUGGAUGGGCUGGAGAGAGGGAAGAGGUUUAAUUUCCCGGCCAGGUGGGGGUGUGAUAUCUUUGGGGAGGCUGGGGAGGAUGCGGUGCGUCGGGCGGCAGUGGAGGCUGCGGAGGAGAAUUUGGUGAAGUUUAAUGUGUGA